AUGCAGAUAUUCGUGAAAACUCUCUCCGGCAAAACCAUAACCGUCGACGCUGGCUUUUCCGACUCCGUCCACUAUGUCAAGAAUGAGAUCCACCUCAAGGAAGGGAUUCCACCAAACCAACAACGUUUGAUUUUCGCCGGAAAGCAACUCGAAGAUGGACUCACUCUCUCUCACUACAACAUCGUCAAAGGUUUUAUCGACUUUCGAUUUUCUUAUUUUUCCCACAGAACUGAAAAAAUGCAAUAUUGUAAGUCUACUUUGCAUCUGGUUUUGAGGCUUAGGGGUGGCAUUUUUGAGCCGUCUCUCAAGGCAUUGGCUCAGGAGUACAAACAGAAGAAAUUGAUCUGUCGCAAAUGCUAUGCUCGUCUGCAUCCUCGUGCUACCAACUGCAGGAAGAAAAAAUGUGGCCAUAGCACCGAUUUGAGGCCGAAGUCGAAGAAGGGCAAGUACCUGUGA
This is a messenger RNA of Striga hermonthica, 456 nucleotides long. Lineage: Eukaryota; Viridiplantae; Streptophyta; Magnoliopsida; Lamiales; Orobanchaceae. The record is from the annotation of a GenBank genome assembly.